Messenger RNA from Cladophialophora psammophila CBS 110553, 429 nucleotides. Its product is annotated as ubiquinol-cytochrome c reductase subunit 6. Lineage: Eukaryota; Fungi; Ascomycota; Eurotiomycetes; Chaetothyriales; Herpotrichiellaceae. Bases 1 to 429 code for a protein of 142 amino acids. The transcript has 3 exons. Gene Ontology annotation, biological process: mitochondrial electron transport, ubiquinol to cytochrome c. The record is from RefSeq and is a predicted model, not a curated record.
AUGGGAAUCGCCGAUUUCUUUUCCGACCUUCUGAGCUCCGUCUCCUUCGUACAGGAGGUCCAAGCCGAAGCUCCAGCCGACGACAACGAACAGUCAAGUGAGGGCAGCGAGGGAAGCAACGAAGAAGAAGAAGGUACUGAGGACACAAAGGAAGGCGAGGAGGAAGGAGGUGAAGACGGAGAUGAGGAAGAGGAAGAAGAGGAAGAGGAACCUGUGGAUCCUAAGCCAAAGCUGGAAGAAGACUGUGCCCGAUCCGCUCAAUGUGUGGGAUACAAGCACCACUUCGACGAAUGCGUUGAGCGUGUCACGCAACAGGAGGAGGAUCCCGACCACAAGGGCCCCAAGGAAAACUGUGUUGAAGAGUUUUUCCAUCUCCAACACUGCGCAACGCAGUGCGCCGCACCCAAGCUCUUCAAGCAGCUGAAAUAG